AUGUGCCCAUGGCUGGAGCAUGGAGGUCUGAAGUUGCAUGCUUUGGGGCUGGAGCAUGGAGGUCUGGAGGUGCCUAAGCUUGGCAUGCGAGGUGGGCUCGAGUUGGCGUGCGCUGGGCUUCGAAUUGGAGGUCUGGAGGCUCCAGGCCCUGCCUGCAUUGGAGCUGAGCGGAAUUGGGCCAGCGUGAGACGUGGGCUUGCGCUAGGCAAGCUGGCCACGUGCGCUGGUGCUGGAGCGGGCGGGCCAGGCGGAAGGAUGUGCGAUGGGCCUUGCGCGAGACGUGGGCUGCGCAGGCUGGAAGUGGGCCUCCGUGCUGGUGUUGAAGCUGGGCUGCGCGCUGGCUGGUGUUGGUGCGACUUGGGCCCUGCGCUGGAGCACCUGCUGGGCUAUCCUUCUCUCAGCUUGGGCUGA
Messenger RNA from Prunus armeniaca (apricot), 411 nucleotides. NCBI's taxonomy places the organism in Eukaryota, Viridiplantae, Streptophyta, Magnoliopsida, Rosales, Rosaceae. The record is from the annotation of a GenBank genome assembly.